UUCCACGUUCACGAAUCUUAAAGGUCCCGUAUUGCGGAUAAAUCCCCUCCUAAGUUUUGACCUCCCACCGUCGUCGUCGGCGAGCGAGCGAGCGAUCCGCGGCGGCGGCGGCGGCGAUGGCGGAGGAAGGGUUUCUGGAGGUGGAGAAUCUCGAAGCCAUCAUCACGAGGAUCGAGCAAAAGUCGCGAAAGAUCGAAAGCUUGCUCAAACAAUCCAAACCGGUGGAGGCCCUGAAAACGGCUCUCGAGGGAUCCCCUCUUAAGACCCGGGACGAGAGGUGCAAGUCGGCGAAUUGGAUAGUGGUGCAUCGAGCGAUGAUGGCGAUAAAGGAUGUAGAUGCAAUGUUCUCUUCGUUGGAUCCCGAGUACUAUGACAUCCUCAUGAAGUACUUGUAUAGAGGGUUGGCAACUGGAGAUCGACCAACAUGCGACCAAUGCCUCAGAAUUCAUGAAAAGCUUACAGAGCGCGCUGGAUUGGGAUGUAUACUUCGCUCCCUCGCGGACACCGUAAACACUGUCUAAAGCUUCGUCGCACCUUCAGGAGCAUUUGUGUUAUGUAGAAACCAGUUAAGUAAGAUUCCUAACUACAUCUUUUAAUUGAGUUAAAAGGAUUAGUUUUACCUUACAUGCCCUUAGGAUUAGUUACAAACCUAUCUAUUUCUCUUGCAUGGAGUCAGCAUCAGAGCAUGCCAGAUAAUGCGUUAAGUUGGUAAUUUCGAAAAUAAAACUGCGUUUUUAAUGGAUC
Ananas comosus (pineapple) is the source of this 744-nucleotide messenger RNA. RefSeq names its product actin-related protein 2/3 complex subunit 5A. The record is from RefSeq and is a predicted model, not a curated record. The coding region runs from base 117 to 521 and encodes 134 amino acids. Lineage: Eukaryota; Viridiplantae; Streptophyta; Magnoliopsida; Poales; Bromeliaceae. The transcript has 4 exons. Gene Ontology annotation, cellular component: Arp2/3 protein complex; cytoplasm; actin cytoskeleton. Gene Ontology annotation, molecular function: actin filament binding. Gene Ontology annotation, biological process: Arp2/3 complex-mediated actin nucleation; regulation of actin filament polymerization.